Pipistrellus nathusii (Nathusius's pipistrelle) is the source of this 1185-nucleotide messenger RNA. The record is from the annotation of a GenBank genome assembly. Lineage: Eukaryota; Metazoa; Chordata; Mammalia; Chiroptera; Vespertilionidae.
AUGGACCUGUGCCACCCAGACCCAGCGGAGCUGAGCAGUGGGGAGGCCGAGGAGCUGCAGCGGAUCAGAUGGCACCGGAAGCAGCUUCUGGAUGACAUCCAGAAGCUGAAGGAUGAGAUCGAAGAUGUGUUUGCCCAAAUCGACUGCUUCGAGAUAACAGAGGAGAGCCGGAUGGCCCAAAAGGAGAAGGAGCUCUGCAUCGGGCGCAAGAAGUUCAACAUGGACCCCGUGAAGGGUAUCCAGCACCUCACUGAGCACAAGCUGCUGACCUCCAGCGCCCAGGACAUCGCCCAGUUCCUGUACAAGGGCGAGGGUCUCAACAAGACGGCCAUCGGUACCUACCUGGGGGAGAGGGACCCCAUCAACCUGCAGGUCCUCCAGGCCUUUGUGGACUGCCACGAGUUUGCCAACCUCAACCUCGUCCAGGCCCUCAGGCAGUUCCUCUGGAGCUUCCGGCUGCCGGGCGAGGCCCAGAAGAUCGACCGGAUGAUGGAGACGUUCGCCACACGCUACUGCCUCUGCAACCCGGGCGUCUUCCAGUCCACAGACACCUGCUACGUCCUGUCCUUCUCCAUCAUCAUGCUCAACACCAGCCUGCACAACCCCAACGUCCGGGACAAGCCGCCCUUCGAGCGCUUCGUGUCCAUGAACCGCGGCAUCAACGGUGGCAGCGACCUGCCCGAGGACCAGCUGCGGAACCUCUUCGACAGCAUCAAGAGCGAGCCCUUCUCCAUCCCCGAGGACGACGGCAACGACCUCACCCACACCUUCUUCAACCCCGACCGCGAGGGCUGGCUGCUCAAGCUGGGAGGCCGCGUGAAGACGUGGAAGCGGCGCUGGUUCAUCCUGACGGACAGCUGCCUCUAUUACUUCGAGUUCACCACGGACAAGGAGCCUCGGGGAAUCAUCCCCCUUGAAAACCUGUCGGUGCAGAAGGUGGACGACCCCAAGAAGCCGUUCUGCCUGGAGCUCUGCAACCCCAGCUGCCGGGGCCAGAAGAUAAAAGCCUGCAAGACGGAUGGGGACGGCAAGGUGGUGGAGGGCAAGCACCAGUCUUACCGGAUCUCGGCCUCCAGCGCCGAGGAGCGGGACCAGUGGAUCGAGGCCAUACGGGCCAGCAUCACCCGUGUCCCCUUCUACGACCUGGUCUCUGCCCGGAAGAAGAAGAUUGCCAGCAAGAACUGA